AUGGCAAAUCGUUUGCAGAUUGUGUUCAAUAGAGCGGUUUUUGAAGGGUACGAGGGAGGUGGAGCAAGUGCGUCUAAUUGGCUGAGCGAGUGUGAAGCCACGGAAAAGCCAUGGUUGAAGCCACAGAUGAAGCCAUGGCUGAAGCCAAAGGAUAAAGCCAUGGUUGAAGCCAAGGAUGAAGUCAUGGUUGAAGCCACGGAUGAAGCCCACCUAGAGUAUGGAGACAUGGCUGCUAUCAAUAAGGUGCUUAAUAGUGCAGAUCAUAAAAAUCAGAUGCAAUCGUCGGAUCUGCUCUUGGUACUUGUCGCAAUACAACUGACCUUGACGACGCCGAACAUAAACGUUGUGGCGCGGUUUUUUACGAAAAAAGCAACAUCUGAUGACAGCCAAAAAUGGGUUUGUAGUACUCCUGGUAUUAAUUGCAAUUCAGUGCUAUCCACUCCGCUUUAUAGAAAACACUUGGCUAGCAAAUAUAAAAUAAACGCAUUCGAUGCCAUUUGA
Peronospora belbahrii is the source of this 501-nucleotide messenger RNA. The record is from the annotation of a GenBank genome assembly. Lineage: Eukaryota; Oomycota; Peronosporomycetes; Peronosporales; Peronosporaceae.